AUGCCGGAUGUUCAUAAGUACAAAGAACGUUUCACCGACUUUCGCCAUCGCGUCGCUUACACCGGACGGGAGUUGCUAGAGCGCAGUCGAAAGUGGCGUAGCUUCUCUACCAAAUCUCCCUCUAACUGUGACGUUGUAGUCACUUUCAAACGAGGCACUAGUGAGAGUCAGGUGGACUGGAUUUCCAACCGCCUCCAAGCACGGAUUCCUGAGUUGCUUUUCACCAAAACUUUUCACAGUGGCACUCAACGUCCGGCGCUCUAUCUAACCUGCUCGUUUAAUGAUCUCUUGAAAGGCGCCCGGGAGGUUCGACUGCGGAAGCGACUGGCACCAGAAUUUGGCGGUGAGAUGCAGGAGUUUUGUAUCGAGGACUGUGAGAACUUUGAGGGCUUCUUUGACCACGAGACAUUCUUUACCAGUAGCGAGCGGCAGGCCAUCGUGCGCUACUACCUUAUGAGUCUCCGGGCCAUGGCCGGAGAUGCCUGGGACGAUGACAUCAAAUUUUCUCAGGGACAGGCCAUAAUGCCAGUGUUGCUGGCAGCGGGCAAAAUUGCGACGAUAUUUCCGCUUCAUGAUCGAGAGGCGCUAGCGAUGCUGCACAACUCGUGGGUGCGCGGUUUCACACAUCGGCAGCCGUUAGAUGCGGUGGCUGAGUACUUCGGAGUCAAGAUUGCCCUCUACUUCGCGUGGCUAGGCCACUACACCACCGCUCUCCUCAUUCCUGCCAUUUUCGGUCUCCUCUGUUGGCUCAUUGUACCUGCUGGGAAGGAAAGGGCACUACACUACCCUGUUUUGGCUUUCUUUACGAUGUUGUGGGCGGUCUUCUUUCAAGAGGUCUGGAAACGAACCAACAACCAUUACACCUACCACUGGGGCACCUUGGACAAACUGCCCAGUCUCCUGGAGCAACCUAGACCGCUGUUUCGGGGGGUCCUGGAACCCUCGCCAAUAACUGGUCGUUUGGAGCCCUUCUACCCACGAUGGAAAAGAAAUCUCAUCGUUUGUUUCGUCACUUUUCCCAUCACUCUCGUUUGCCUCCUCUUCGUUGUUGUUGUGGCAAUCGCCCAUAUCAAACUGCAGGAGUAUGCUGACCUUAAGUCAUCUUCCUGGCGUUUUCGGGGCGCCACACUUGUACCCUUCUUACCUAUGAUUCUUUAUGGGGUGAACAUUACUGUAUUGAAUGCAAUUUAUCACAAAAUUGCAGUUCAUCUGACAGAAAUGGAGAACCAUCGACUUGAUGAAUCGUACAAUAACGCACUGAUAUCAAAACUCAUUUUGUUUCAGUUCAUAAAUGCCUUUUACGCGUCCUUCUACAUCGCCUUCUAUCGGAUGGAUCUGGCUCUCCUCAGACAUCACCUCGUGACGACUCUUGUAAUACGCCAAAUCGCCGGCAAUUUGAAGGAGGUUUUCCUUCCCUUAGGCCAAACUCGUAUUCGUCAGGUCUACCUCUCCCUUCGUGCUGAUGGUUUUCCAACCUUGAAGAAAGACGACCUACACACUCCUGGCACGGAAGCUUCCGAUGGCAAAUCAUCUCCCAAUAAGUCCACAGAGACCAAAAUUACGCGAGCUGAGCAAGAGGAAAUAAUGCCUAAGUAUGAUGAUGCAACUAACGACUACCUGGAGAUGUUCAUUCAAUUUGGCUUUGUCAGCAUGUUCACCUGUGUUUUUCCCAUCUGUGGACUGUUGGCCUUUCUCAACAACAUCCUUGAAAUACGCAGCGAUGCAUUUAAGCUUCUUACUAACUUCCAAAGACCUUUCUCUGAAACUGCCCGUGGAAUCGGUGUUUGGGAAAGAGCUUUCGAAAUAGUCAGUUACGUGGCGAUUGCAGUAAAUAUCGGCCUUAUUGGAGUGUCCGGCAGCAUUCAAGCGCUCUUUCCUGGACUCACAACCCAUCAGUAUAUCCUUCUUCUCAUUGCGGUUGAGCACAUUUUGUUUGCCCUUCGCUUUGGUCUCUCCCACAUUGUCCCACCAAUUCCUUUCGCUCUCGAGCGCUCCAUCGCCAUUUUGGAGCACAAGCGUCGUGAAGCGCUGCGGACUUUAGAGCGUGAAUGUCGAAAGGAGGCGAGGCGAGUUAGCGAUGAAAACGACUCUCCGGAUUAUCCUAGUGAUCAGACAUCGGACAUUGACACCCCCUGA
Molecule: messenger RNA, 2136 nt
Organism: Echinococcus granulosus
Lineage: Eukaryota; Metazoa; Platyhelminthes; Cestoda; Cyclophyllidea; Taeniidae
Product: Anoctamin-10
Exons: 13
Coding region: 1-2136 (711 amino acids)
Biological process (GO): chloride transmembrane transport
Cellular component (GO): plasma membrane
Molecular function (GO): chloride channel activity
Source: RefSeq, a predicted model, not a curated record